AUGAUAAACGAUAAAAAUGAAGUAAAAUUAGAUGAAGAAGAUUUUGAUGAUACUGAAGAGACCUUUAUACGAUGGAGCAAUUUACUCUUUUUACCUUUCAAUCCGAUCUUCAAAAGUCUUGUCCUGGUUAUGGUCGUCAUCAAAACACUUCUCUUAAAUGAAACUGAUCCCAAUUAUAGUACGUACGUGUAUGGAACAAGUAUCGUAAUAUCAUACAUUGUUAAUCAGCAGUUCGAUGAAAUAAAACCCGCAACAUUAGCAGAACUUGUUAUAAUUAGCGUUUUAAUGAUCGCUGGAAAUCUAUUGUUAACGUUUGUCGUGUUUCCUAAAAUGGUAGCUGAAGCUUUAUUGAAAUUAAGGAGAAUAUGUACAUAUUAUCCUCAAGUUCAUAGAUUGAUUGAGGAAGCACAAAGGCGAAACCCGAACUCAACGACGUAUCUAGAAAUCAAAGAGUUUUAUGCGGUUAUAUGGAAAAAGCGUAACGGUAUUACCUGGAUUCCAGAAGUUAUAUCGGAACUGCCGAGAUAUUUAAGAAUUGAUAUUAAACAGGAUUUAGUAUGGCCGGUGUUUUAUCACAGUCCAACGUUUAGAAAAGCAUCUGCACCUUUCAAGCGUGCGCUAUGUGAAUAUAUUCGUAUAGAUUAUAAAUUGCCAGGAGAAAAGUUUUUUGGUGGACCACACUGCCAGUCGCAUUUGCAUUAUGUCAAAUCUGGGAUCGUUCAACUGAUUUCUUCAGAUGAUGGAUCCACACCUUUAAUUUCUGUAUCAAGCGGCACGAUUUUUGGAGAUAUCAGCUUCUUUAUACCUUUUAAAAGAAAAGUGACUGCACAAUGUCUCACAUACUGCGAAGUGUUGUAUAUAUCACGUGUGGAUAUAUUGAAUACUAUUCACAAAUACCCAGAAGAUCGUCGUAUGAUCAUCCAACAGGCUAAGGAUAGAAUUAAACAUGCUCGUACUUUGUACUCGUGUAAGCAGCUUGUUCGAGGUUUAGACAGAACUGAAGAUGAAGGUAUUGCAUGGAUUAAAAAGCGUUGGUGGGAAAUUUCUGAAGCAGUGUCUAAAUGGAAAAAGCUGUCAUGUAAAAAGGAGCCUGAAAAAUGUAAAUUGCCAGCAGAAGAAACGGCAUAUCAUUGUGCCAAAUAUAUUGGUCAAUUAGUUCUUUGCAGCGACGUUCAGUUACAAAUGAAAUCAAUGUUUGCUAACGUAAAAUUUCCCUGGAUAUUUGUACCAAAUUCGAUAUUUGGGAGAAUUUGGAGUAAUAUUGUCUUUGCUACAGUAUUUUGCGUAUUGGUGCUAUAUCCUCCAUAUAUAACAAGGCAUGAAAAGCCGAAGUGGUUUAUAUUUUUCCAAUUUUGGGCAGACUUGGUUUAUAUAUUGGAUAUAUGCGUUGCUCUUCUCACGUCGGUUGGUUCAGUGUCUUGUGAAUAUCCAAAUGAAAAAGGGGAAUUAAUCAGAAAAACUUACAAUCCUGGUGAAUUGCUCACGUCUUUUGGAGUGUUCUUUAAAACAGCAUCACUUCGAACCCUCAUAGCGUAUACUGAAUGCGAGAUUUUAUACAUUAAACUUAACGACUUCAACAAUAUUGUCAAAAGUUACCCCUACGAAUGGGAUCAUAUACAAAAUUGUGUGUACGAGUUUUCUCCAGCUGUUGAUGCUUUAGUAAAAGAUUACGUGAACAAGUAUAGAAAUAUGGGCUUUUACGAUCAACGAGGUUUACUAAUAACGAGUAUGAGAAAAACUAUACCACAUUACUUGAGUCGAGGUUUCAUUUUCGAUGUCUUUGGUUGUAUGCCAUUUUAUCAAACUGUCAGUUUAUUCGUGACGACAACUAUUGAGGAAAAUGAUGGGAUGUUGAUUGACACGAUGAGCAAGUUUGCACAUUUGUAUUUACUUACGGGAUAUUUUGACUAUGUUGCUGAUAUGCCCAAUAUAAAUUUUUGCUUGUUGAUGAUAUUAAAAUGGCAAGUAGUAACAUUGCUUGUGUCGCUGGGCUCGAGCCACUUCUUUGUCAGCAAAUGUAUCUGGUUUGAAUGGGGGGACGGAGGGGAACUAAUGGGCAUGUCUCGCCAAAACUAUUGCUGGUUACCAAACUACCUUCCAUUGGAUAAGAAACCCACUAUACAUCAGUUACAUAUGGUUUACGCGGAAAGUCUUAAUCUAGCCCAAAGCGGUUUUAUGAGAUUUAACCUGGGCAAGUUUCAAAUAAAUCGAAAACAUCUCGGCGUUGGAUUUAUGCUUCUAGUACUCGGAUUUAUGUUUUGGACCAAAGGUAUUAAUAUACAAAGUCUCAUGAACGAACGAAUCGGUGUUAUAUUUAGACAAGACUUAAGUUACUAUUUUUUUAAAAAGACAGUUGAAGCGUCAGAUACGUUACUAAGCGGCGGUGAAAGUGUAGAAAGAGAUCUGGCUAGCGCUGCCACCCAGCUUUACUUCCUUCCAGGAGAGAUAAUCGUUAGGGAAAUGAAUUUGACCCCGUGGGUUUAUAUUGUGCAUCGGGGCAAGAUUGUUGUAAAACAAGGAGGGCAAGACUUGGCCAUUUUAACUAAGGGUUCUUUAUUUGGACAACUAGACGGAACUUCACCAAGACCAGUUCGGAUAUCAGCAGAGUCAAUCGAUCACGCUGAUUUAUUGCAAAUACCGUUUAGCGAAUUUCAAGAAAUAGUUGGAGAUAAGGGUAGGGAAAAUAUUGCUAAGAACUCUCAAUCUAAAUACGAUUAUAUGCUCGUGAGAAAAAUGAUAUUCGAAAAUCCAUAUAACACAGUGAAAUAUUUGCUUCGAGGGAUGAAAGCUUUAAAGUUACCUUGGAUGAAAGAUAAAAUGAAGUGUCAAUCCGGUACGUGGUACUACAACUGGUCAUAUUUAUCGCUGAUGGCCUUUCCAGUCAUUUCUGCUGUUCUAGUAUUGAUAUUGAUAACACUUCCGAGUGACUAUAAAUCACGAUUCUUCACAUUUAAUUUUAUAUUCUUGGAUCUGAUGUACCUUUCAUAUAUUAUCUCAGAAUUUUUCACGACUGAGUUGGUUGUGGAAGGAGGAGAAUGCGUAUACAAAACUAUAAGAUGGCGUCUUCUGAAGAAAUGGCAGUUCUACGUAGACAUGUUGUUCCUUGUUGUUCCACUUUUAUCGUAUCAUAUUAGUUAUCGAAACUACGGAUUAUUUAGACUUUUGAGGCUUUAUCUUCUGUAUGAUUUCCAUGAACAAUUUUGUAAAGGUUUUCAGAGUACAAUUGCGCCUAUUUUACUUAAAUUUGUUAUUGUCUUCUUAUUAUUACAUAGUAUGACCUGUGGAUGGGUGUUUGUGGCGUGUCGAGGUGGUGGCAUUAACUUUAAACCAGAUUUAUUA
Molecule: messenger RNA, 3339 nt
Organism: Brenthis ino (lesser marbled fritillary)
Lineage: Eukaryota; Metazoa; Arthropoda; Insecta; Lepidoptera; Nymphalidae
Source: the annotation of a GenBank genome assembly